AUGGAGCCUUCAGACAAUCUCCGCCACCAACUCCUUAAAUACCUCGAAGAUCGAGCAAACCGAACCUCUUCUACAACAAUCCCAGCACCACCGCCAUACACAACCAACCCAUCAACCUCAACCUCAAUUCCAAACACACCCCGCAUCCCAAUCAUGUACGUCCCAAACAACACCUACUACGACGAGGACUACGACUGGGAAGAACCUAGCCCCACCACUAUCUCUAUCACAAUCGAUUUCUCAAUCACUAUCACCGGUGACAAGAACACCGUCACGAUGUCCUCGCCACAAGUUGAUUCUCCAGCGAGCGAUACAACCAACUCCAGCAUUGAAACAACCAAUGCCAAUGCCAAUACCAAAGACCUCGGAUAUAGCCCGGAGCAAAUGGACCAACUCGCCCCCACUAUCAUCAAUGCCCUCAAGUCUCAGGGCUUGACAGAGGAAAAAGGCCGCAAGCGCCCCAUCACCCUCGCACUCAAGCGUGGCAUUGCCAUCAAGGGGAUUGACAAUAAGGUCUGCAUUGGGAAUCCAAGUCCCCGUCCACCCGCGCGCUCGAUCUACGACGAUGACAGUGAUGGGGAUACCAUCCGUUCUGCGUCGACGGUGUCGCGACGGACUUGCUCGGAGUCAUUGGGUUCUGACGCGGGCGUGGAGGAGGAAACUGAGGCUACUUCUAGAGAGGACAUGCCGCCUGCUAAACGGCGUUGUUAUUGA
Molecule: messenger RNA, 714 nt
Organism: Penicillium daleae
Lineage: Eukaryota; Fungi; Ascomycota; Eurotiomycetes; Eurotiales; Aspergillaceae
Exons: 2
Coding region: 1-714 (237 amino acids)
Source: RefSeq, a predicted model, not a curated record